Messenger RNA from Ustilaginoidea virens, 3291 nucleotides. RefSeq lists its product as uncharacterized. Gene Ontology annotation, biological process: protein import into nucleus. Gene Ontology annotation, molecular function: small GTPase binding; nuclear import signal receptor activity. The transcript is spliced from 6 exons. Gene Ontology annotation, cellular component: nucleus; cytoplasm. NCBI's taxonomy places the organism in Eukaryota, Fungi, Ascomycota, Sordariomycetes, Hypocreales, Clavicipitaceae. The record is from RefSeq and is a predicted model, not a curated record. Bases 1 to 3291 code for a protein of 1096 amino acids.
AUGUCUCUUCUCUCUGUUGAAGUGCACGCCGAGCUGACACAGCUGCUGCAAGCGCUCCAAUCUGCCGACAAUGCCACCCGAUCUCAUGCUGAAGAACAUCUUCAGAAUAGCUGGACGAGCACCCGUCCGGAAAUGCUUCUUCUUGGACUUGCCGAAAAAAUUCAAGGUGCCGGGGAUAAUGCUGCUCGAUCUUUUGCCGCUGUCAUUUUUCGUCGAAUAGCAUCCAAAACGCGCAAGAUAGAUGCCGGGAAUAAUGUAGACGUGUUCUACUCGUUGGCUAAAGACCACGCCUCUGUAAUUCGUCAAAAACUGUUGGAGACGCUCGCUACCGAACCAGAUCGUUUGGUUCGAAAUAAAAUCAGUGAUGCAGUUGCGGAAGUUGCGAGACAAUACACAGACAACAACGAUUCUUGGCCCGAGCUCCUUGGCAUCCUCUUCCAGCUUAGCCAAGCCCCAGAGGCAGAGAAGCGGGAGAAUGCAUUUCGCGUUUUCAAGACGACUCCUGGAAUAAUUGAGAAACAGCACGAAGACACAGUGUUGCAAGCUUUUCAAAAGGGAUUUCAGGAUGACGCUGUUAUGGUUAGGCUUGCUGCAAUGGAGGCUUUCUCAUCUUUUUUCGGCACAAUCAGUAAAAAAUCUCAGAUCAAGUAUUAUGCUUUGAUACCCGAUGUUCUCAACAUUCUUCCACCGAUCAAGGACUCUCGAGACUCAGAAGAUUUAAGCAAGGCUUUAUUAGCCCUGAUCGAUCUUGCGGAGACCGCUCCCAAGAUGUUUAAGCAGCUUUUUCAAACUUUGGUUCAGUUCGGUGUGUCUGUAAUUCAAGACAAGGAACUGGACAGCAUCUGCCGUCAAAAUGCCCUUGAAUUGAUGGCAACUUUUGCUGAUUAUGCGCCAUCCAUGUGCAGGAAGGAUCCGUCUUACACAAACGAUAUGAUUACGCAGUGCCUCAGCUUGAUGACAGAUUUAGGCGAAGAUGACGACGAUGCUGCUGAAUGGCUCGCAUUGGAUGAUCUUGAUCAAGACGAAAGUGACCAGAACCAUGUAGCAGGCGAACAGACUAUGGACCGACUUGCAAACAAACUCGGCGGGCAAACUAUCCUGGCACCUACCUUCAACUGGCUGCCAAGGAUGAUGAAUUCUAUGGCUUGGCGGGAUCGACAUGCUGCCUUGAUGGCGAUUUCUGCAAUUUCAGAGGGCUGCCGAGAUCUUAUGAUCGGGGAAUUGAGCCAGGUGCUGGACUUGGUUAUUCCAGCAUUGCAUGAUGCCCAUCCUCGAGUGCGUUGGGCGGGAUGUAACGCCCUCGGCCAAAUGAGCACCGAUUUUGCUCCUAAAAUGCAAACCGACUUCUAUGAUCGGGUUUUGAAGGCUAUCGUUCCCGUUUUGAACUCACCAGAAGCACGAGUCAAGUCUCACGCAGCUGCUGCUUUGGUGAACUUCUGUGAAGAGGCGGAGAAGUCUGUUCUGGAGCCUUACCUCGAUGAUCUGUUGUCUCAGCUCUUCCAGCUGCUUCAAAGCGACAAGCGAUACGUACAGGAACAGGCCCUCUCUACCAUUGCCACCAUUGCCGAUGCCGCACAAGCCGCAUUUUCCAAAUACUACGACACGCUGAUGCCUCUCCUGGUCAACGUGCUCCAGAACCAGAGUGAGAAAGAGUACAGACUCCUUCGAGGCAAGGCUAUGGAGUGCGCAACACUUAUAGCAUUGGCCGUUGGUCGAGAGCGACUUGGUCCAGAUGCUAUGACUCUCGUCAACCUGUUGGCUAACAUUCAGGCAAACAUUACCGAUUCAGAUGACCCACAAGCUCAGUAUUUGAUGCAUUGCUGGGGUCGAAUGUGUCGUGUGUUAGGUUCGGACUUUGUGCCGUUCUUAAACAACGUUAUGCCACCUCUACUGGAACUUGCCAUGGCAAAGGCAGAUAUUCAAUUGCUUGAUGAUGAUGAGCAGGCUGAACAAAUGAAUGGUGAAGAUGGUUGGGAAUUCGUUCCCCUGAAGGGAAAAAUGAUAGGCAUCCGAACCAGCACCAUGGAUGAUAAACAUAUGGCAAUCGAGUUGCUUGUCGUCUACGCCCAAGUACUCGAGGGAGCAUUCGCGCCAUAUGUGGCCAAUAUUAUGGAAAAAAUUGCACUUCCUGGCCUCGCCUUUUUCUUUCAUGACCCCGUCCGAUAUAUCUCAGCUAAGCUGGUGCCACAAUUGCUCAGUUCAUACAAAAAAGCAUACGGCUGCCCUUCAAACGAACUGGCAGGUCUCUGGGCAGCCACUGUGGGUAAACUGCUGGAAGUUCUGAGCGCUGAACCUUCCAUCGAAACGUUGGCUGAGAUGUAUCAAUGCUUUUACGAGUCCGUGGAGGUUGUAGGCAAAGAUUGCUUGACUCCCAUCCAUAUGAAUGGCUUCAUCGAGUCUGUUCUUUCUACAAUUGAGGACUAUCAAAACCGAGUGGCUCAGCGGGCACAGGACAAGGAAGAAGCCACUGCUGACGAUGUUGAAGAUGAAGCCGAAGAAGUGGGGAGGGAGAUUGAGGAUGACCAGACAUUGCUAUCCGAUAUGAAUAAGGCUUUCCACUCGAUUUUCAAGAAUCAUGGGGCAGCAUUUCUCCCGGCAUGGGAAAGAUUGAUGUCGACGUAUGAAAGCUUUCUCACCUCGACGGACCCUACACAGAGGCAAUGGGGCCUUUGCAUAUUGGAUGAUGUCCUCGAAUACUGUGGACCAGACAGUAACCGCUAUGCUAAUUACAUUACUCAGCCUCUUAUUGAUGGUUGCCGGGACUCAUCCGCAGCCAUCCGUCAGGCUGCGGCGUAUGGAAUUGGAGUGGCCGCACAUCAUGGCGGAGCCGCAUGGACGCCAUUUCUGAGUGGGUCGAUCCCUUAUCUAUUCCAGGUAACACAAGUUUCAGAUGCUCGAAAUGAUGAGAACGUGUACGCCACGGAGAAUGCGUGUGCUGCUAUUGCGAAGAUCCUACAUUAUAAUGCUGGCGGCGUUGGAGAUGUUCAAAAUGUCAUCGCACAAUGGUUGGACACACUGCCAGUGAUAAACGAUGAGGAAGCGGCUCCAUAUGCGUAUGCAUAUCUUGCUGAGCUAAUCGAUCAACGAAAUCCGGUGGUUCUGAAUCAAGCAAGCAAGGUAUUCAUUUUUGUUGGACAGGCACUGGAAGCUGAAGCAUUGCAAGGACAGACAGCAAGCCGAGUAGCUUCUGCCAUAAAAGCGCUUCUGGCAGCGACAAAUACAGAUCCGAUGCCUCUUUUUAGUCACUUUCAACAAAGCUCACAGCAAACAAUAAUGCAGUAUUUUAAUUAA